AUGGCUACAGAACAGAGAGAGAUGGUAGUUUUGAUGAACGGUCUGGAGCAGACAGAUUACUGGAGACAAUUAUUUGAAAAGUAUGACGUAAAUGAAGAUGGCCGCAUUUCUUACGAGGAACUUAAAAACAUCAUCCAUUCAAAGGAGUAUGCGCACGAUCUACCCGAUAAUCUAGUGGAUGACAUUAUGAAAAAGGCUGACCAUGACAAGUCUGGGUACUUGGAAUAUAAUGAAUUUGUCGAUAUGAUGCAAAAUCCCGAUCUGAAGUCAGUGUUCGGGCAUUAUUUUGAGAACUACAUAAGGAUUGUUAUUCCUCCACGAAGACAUGUUCAGAUCACAGGUAGGACCUACGAAGAGCAAUACAGAAGUUGUUGGCCCCCUGCUGUAGUCAUGCUCCUUAUUUCUAUAGUGGAGGUUGUAUUGUUCUGUUCUGAUGCUGCCUUUGGACACAUAUACGGCGACGGAAAAAUCGCACAGUGGUUUAUCUACGACCCCGACAAGAGGGAAGAGGCGUGGCGGUUUCUAACGUACAUGCUUGUACAUUACGGUGUACUGCACUUAAUAAGCAAUUUACUUAUUCAACUGUUCGUGGGAUUUCCACUGGAAGUAGUACAUCGGUGGUGGCGCGUCAUGCUGAUUUACUUAGCGGGGGUUUUGGCUGGUUCUCUUGCUACUAGUAUCACUGAUCCCUCAGCAAUCCUAGCUGGGGCUAGUGGAGGAGUAUAUGCGUUAAGCUCCGCUCAUGUUGCUACUAUUAUUAUGAAUUGGAAAGAAAUGAAAACGUAUAGCGUAGUCAUCCAACUGUUAAUUUUUAUAGUACUGUUUGGGCUCAACUUCCUGCAAUCAAUCAGCUUUAUCACUUUUGUACCACACCUGGCUGGCGUAGCUGCUGGCUUGCUAGUAGGAAUUGGUGUUUUAAGAAAUCUUACUCAGAGAAAAUGGGAAAAAUACCUGUGUUUGUCGAUGGUUGUUCUUUACUUUUGUCUUACAAUCACUGGUAUUCUCAUACAUAUCUUCUGGAAUACACGCUUCCAAGAAUAUACUAAUUAA
This is a messenger RNA of Arctia plantaginis, 1050 nucleotides long. The record is from the annotation of a GenBank genome assembly. Lineage: Eukaryota; Metazoa; Arthropoda; Insecta; Lepidoptera; Erebidae.